Messenger RNA from Postia placenta MAD-698-R-SB12, 650 nucleotides. RefSeq lists its product as hypothetical. The record is from RefSeq and is a predicted model, not a curated record. Gene Ontology annotation, molecular function: structural constituent of ribosome. Gene Ontology annotation, biological process: translation. The transcript has 5 exons. Bases 172 to 564 code for a protein of 130 amino acids. NCBI's taxonomy places the organism in Eukaryota, Fungi, Basidiomycota, Agaricomycetes, Polyporales, Adustoporiaceae. Gene Ontology annotation, cellular component: ribosome; cytosolic small ribosomal subunit.
CCCUCGUCGCUGCCGCCGCUCUCCUCAAGACUCUUCAGGUGAUUACUCGCGGCUCGUCUUGACUCGUGCUUUUCAUAGCACGACACUCGGACGAGCAGGUAGCUUACUCUGGAUUGUGUCUGUGUUAUAGUGAAAUCUCGUUCUUACGCCGGUCUUUAUUCUUUCGUCAAAAUGGUCCGAGUAUCUGUCCUGAAUGACUGCCUGAACAACAUUGUCAACGCUGAGCGUCGUGGCAAGCGUCAAGUGCUCGUUCGUCCCUCGUCCAAGGUUAUCGUCAAGUUCCUCAGUGUCAUGCAGCGACAUGGUUACAUUGGCGAGUUCGAGAUUGUGGACGACCACCGAUCGGGCAAGAUUGUCAUCCAGCUCAACGGCCGUCUGAACAAGACUGGUGUGAUCUCGCCCCGCUACAAUGUCCAGGUUCCCCAGAUCGAGGCCUGGGUGAACUUGCUUCUCCCGGCUCGUGGGUUCGGUUUCAUUAUCCUCACCACGUCGUCUGGUAUUCUUGACCACGAGGAGGCGCGUCGCAAGAAUAUUGGUGGCAAGCUCCUCGGCUACGUGUACUAAGCUAUUCGCCGGGUUGUGGUUCAUGCGCUAGGCAGCGGACAAAAUUGUAUUUAGCAGUGGUCUGAAUACAUGCUAUGAUUACGAUU